Molecule: messenger RNA, 318 nt
Organism: Cercopithifilaria johnstoni
Lineage: Eukaryota; Metazoa; Nematoda; Chromadorea; Rhabditida; Onchocercidae
Source: the annotation of a GenBank genome assembly
AUGAUUAGCAGACGAAAAUUUGAUGAAAAUCGAAAUACUUUCAGUAUUGAACUACUUUCAUCAUUGCUGAAUUCCGAACCACGUUAUUAUUCGGUUGGACAUUGUAAUCCAUCAUUACCGGUGAGCAGUGAUAAAUCGAACUGGUGUGAUAGUGUGGAAUUUCAAAACUUAUCUAGAUUAUUUGGAUCACAUUCAUCAUCUCAACUACCAUCGCCCUUUGAAGAAGACUGUCAACAAUUGACUAUCGGUCAAUGCUCAAACGAUAACACUCCAACGGUUAGCUUUGUCGUAUCCUUUUUUUUUCUUAGUAGCAUAUAG